This is a messenger RNA of Penicillium verhagenii, 1086 nucleotides long. RefSeq lists its product as uncharacterized. The record is from RefSeq and is a predicted model, not a curated record. NCBI's taxonomy places the organism in Eukaryota, Fungi, Ascomycota, Eurotiomycetes, Eurotiales, Aspergillaceae. Gene Ontology annotation, molecular function: NAD+ binding; oxidoreductase activity, acting on the CH-OH group of donors, NAD or NADP as acceptor. Gene Ontology annotation, biological process: fatty acid metabolic process. Bases 1 to 1086 code for a protein of 361 amino acids. The transcript has a single exon.
AUGUCCCCCACCUACAAACACCACAUCGCCCUCCUCGGCGGCGGCACAAUCGGCCUCUCAAUGACAGCCCUACACCUCCGCCACCCCGACACCCGCGUAACAAUCUACGACCCACGCCCCGACUUCGAAGACCAAGUCCACAGCAUCCUCCCGGCCUUCCUCGAUGCCCCCAGCGCAAACACAAGCACAUCCGAAAAACAAGCCAUUCUCACAACCCUGCUCUCCACAGCCCGCCUCACCAUCGCCAAAACCCUCCAAGAAGCCGUCCAAAACGCAACCAUCAUCCAAGAACAAUCGCCCGAGCAAACAGCCUCCAAACAGGCCCUCUGGCAAGAAGUAACCAAGUACACGGACGCAGACGCACACCUGUGGAGCAGUUCGUCGGGCAUCGCGGCCUCGGUCCAGGGCGCGCUGUGUGGGCCUGCCGUUGUGGAGCGCUUACUCGUUGCGCACCCGUUCAACCCGCCGCAUGUGAUGCCGCUUGUGGAGAUUGUGCCGGGGCCCGCGACUAAAGCUGAACGGGUGGAGUUUGUGCAGGGGUAUUUUGAUGGCGUGCCCGGGCCGACGGUGUUGGGGUCUGGUUUGAAUAUGAACCAGGCCCAGGCCCAGGCCCAGGCCCAACAGCAGCAGUCGUACUACAGGCCUAUUGUUCUGCACAAAGAGGUUCCCGGGUUUGUGGGGAAUAGGCUUGCGUUUGCGUUGUUGCGGGAGGCGUGUUAUCUUGUUGGGGAGGGGGUUGUGUCGGUGCGGGAUCUAGAUGCGCUUGUUAAGGCUAGUUUGGGGCCUAGGUGGGCGGGGAGUGGGGUUUUUGAGAGCUAUCAUGCUGGGGGUGGGGAGGGUGGGAUUGGGGCUUUUUUGCAGAAAUUGGCGCCGACUAUGAAGGAUGUUUGGGGAAGGUUGGGGCAGGUUGAUAUUUUGGUGGAUGGGGAGCGGAGUGAUGCUGAUGAUGAGGGUGCGGAAGCGUGGAGGAAGGUUGUUGUGAGACAGGCCGAGGAGGCGUAUGGGCCUUCUACGACGGCGGAGGAUCGUCAAAAGAAGGAAACUAUGCUGAAGGGGGUUGUUGAGAUGCAGAAUAGACUUUCUUGA